Emiliania huxleyi CCMP1516 is the source of this 378-nucleotide messenger RNA. RefSeq lists its product as hypothetical. NCBI's taxonomy places the organism in Eukaryota, Haptophyta, Isochrysidales, Noelaerhabdaceae. The transcript is spliced from 2 exons. The record is from RefSeq and is a predicted model, not a curated record. Bases 1 to 378 code for a protein of 125 amino acids.
AUGGCCGAGGCGCUGCUUCUGGGCUUUCGUCACCGGCUCUCCAUCCUCUCCAUGCUGUUUGCUCGCCCCCUCUCCCUGACUCAUCGAAUCGCUACGUUCAUUCUCAAAGCGCCCUCGCUUCCUCGGCGGCUGGGGCGCCUCGUCCUCUGGCUGUUCCUCUUCUACGUCCAUCACUGUGAAUUCGUCGUCUGUCUGGCUGCCAUCGUUCGGAUGGCCCGUUUCGGGUGGCUGCUCGCUCGGUCCUGGCUUUGCUGCGCGGUCGGGUGUCUCCUCGUCGUCGCUCCUUGCGCCAUCGUCGCUGUCGUCGUUGUCUUGGCUGGUGGGGUGUUCCCUGGUUUCACCCCCGCUGUGCCCGUGCGUUGCAAAGGUUGGUGCUGA